AUCUUUCUCUUCUUUUUCUUCCGCAGAUUUUGGCGAGAACAUAGAUUCCAUCAACAACGACAGAAGUAUGGAAGGAAGUACUAUAGAAUCACCCAGACUAGUAGAAGCACCGAUCUCUGCCUCGAUGAACCAAUCAGAAGAGAGCGCCCCGCCCAGUUUGAUCCGUUCCUCAGACACACCCGAAGAAUCAAUGCAAGUAGAAGGAGGAACGAGCUCGGUCAAGUCAAGAUUUGAAAGCGGAGACUUCCAAAAUUCCACCCCUGCCAGCAUAGCCACCAAGUCCAUCAAUAUAUACGACGCGCCUGCGGAGAAGGGCGUUGCAGAGAACACUCCCGUGCGGAAGGAGGACAUUUUCCAUGCGGACGAAGCGCAGGAGGAGGUGAAGACCUCAUCGGACGGGAUCGGGAAGUUCAAGAGUAUGUUUGAGGUGGGUGGAGUGACAAAUCUAGAGGCCAAGACCAGUCGCGACCCUGUCAACGUCGGAUCCCUCGCCGAGUAUGAAAACACCACCGAGGGUCACGUAGCGGAGAGCACGCCGGUCAUCAGAGACGAUGUCAUCAGGAGCUCGGAUACAUCGGAGGACCCUGGCAUUAAGAGAGGCCUCUCGAAAUCACUCAGGAAUCGCUUCGAGACGGAGAGGAUUUCAAACAUUGAGGAGAAGCCAAGGGAAAAGAUCGAGAUCAGUAGGCCGGAAGAAAGGAGGGUUUAUCAGCCUCCGCAGAAGCCGAAGCGUGAGGAUGUCGUCAAUGCAGAGUCUACGGCUGAGGAUCCUGGGAUCAAGUCAGGACAAGCAAGGUCGCUCCGAAGUCUCUUCGAAAAGGGCAACGUCAGCAACGUGCCGGAGAAACCUCGAGCUGCUUUAGAUCGUAGUCCUCGCUCUCUUGAAGACUACAAGAUAGAGGAUCAGGUCUCUGAGAGCACACCAACGAGAAAAGAGGACGUGGUCAGCUCGUCGACGACGUUGGACGAGCCGAUGAAGUCCGCGGAGAGCACGCGGUCGCUGAAAAAGAGAUGGGAGACCGGACAGGUCGAGAGGGUCCCGGAGAAGCCAAAGCCGUCACUAGAGAGGACGCCGCAGUCAUUAGAUAGUUACAGUAUGACGAUGGUGAUUUCGGAGAACACACCUGAAGAAAGAACUGAUAUUGUCAAGUCAUCGGCAAGCAGCGAUGACUAUCUGACGUCGAAAGGUGGCAGUGCAAGCUCCCUGAAGGCAAAAUGGGAGUCGGGCGAAGUUCAUAACGCUGACGUGACAACCGAGAAGGCGGAGAGUAAACCGAAGCGUUUCUCUGCGUACUAUGAUGGGGAUGAACAAACGAAUGGUGUGGUGGAACACGAGAAUGGAAUCAUGGAAGAGAGAGAGGAGGAGCAGGAAGAGGAGGAAGAAGAUAGCAGCGUUGAUGCUUCAUGGGAAAUCAAGGCAGCAAGGGCAGCAGCCAUGGCCGAUAUAGAAGAUGAGUGACCAAUCAGAAGCUUCCAUUUUUCAAAUUAACCAAUCACCAUGCUUCAUGAACUCAUAUAUAAUACAAAACAAAAAGCAAAAUGCUGAAAGUAUAACAGUGCUAUUGAUAUUAAUAAUAAUUAUUAUAAUUAAUGAUAAAUGUACAUUUUAUAUAUUAAUGGAAUAUUUUUCACAAAGUUUAAACAUUUGUUUAGCAUGUUUGAUGCAAAAUUGCUUGUAUACACCUAAAUCCUGAAUAAUUAGAUUGCUCAAAUGAUAUUAGCUUUUGUAUAUUGAAUAUUAUUAUACAGACAAUAAGAUAGGUUAUAGUGGGCUUUCAUUGUGGGAGGUUGAUUUGUAUAACAUUUUUUACCCAGUUACUCAAACAUUUGAUAAAUACAACAAAUCAUUCUUAUGUGUAGCCUAUUAAGCUAUGUUGGUAUUUUUUCUAAGUUUUGUGUCUCGUCUUAUAAAGAGUAGUGAUUGAUC
Molecule: messenger RNA, 1927 nt
Organism: Lytechinus pictus (painted urchin)
Lineage: Eukaryota; Metazoa; Echinodermata; Echinoidea; Temnopleuroida; Toxopneustidae
Product: neurofilament heavy polypeptide-like
Exons: 6
Coding region: 68-1459 (463 amino acids)
Source: RefSeq, a predicted model, not a curated record